This is a messenger RNA of Beta vulgaris subsp. vulgaris (sugar beet), 1390 nucleotides long. Its product is annotated as vacuolar protein sorting-associated protein 29. NCBI's taxonomy places the organism in Eukaryota, Viridiplantae, Streptophyta, Magnoliopsida, Caryophyllales, Amaranthaceae. The record is from RefSeq and is a predicted model, not a curated record. Gene Ontology annotation, cellular component: endosome; retromer complex. The coding region runs from base 379 to 951 and encodes 190 amino acids. Gene Ontology annotation, biological process: intracellular protein transport; retrograde transport, endosome to Golgi. The transcript is spliced from 3 exons.
GUUUAGGAUGUAAUUAGCAAAUUUCACUAGAAAAGAAGGUUGUAACCCUAACUCCAUAUUCUAAAUCCGUAGAAAUUCGCGCGGUUACAAGGAAAUUGCAUCUCUCUCUACAGAUUACAGGUUCAUAAUUCAUUAAUUCCAGUUUUGUUUUCCAUCUUCAGUUUAGUAUUUCCUGCUCAAUUCAAGUAACUUUUCGAGGAAAGAAAUUGAAGAAUUUCUUCGACAAUUCCAUAAAAUUAAAGGUUUAUUUAGGACUAAUUUUACAAUUGUGAGUUUUAAGAUUUCAAUUUUGCAGUUCACCAUUAAAUAUUUGAGUAAGAAAGAAUUCAACAAAAUCCAGAUUUUGGGGGUUCAGUGGGUUGGAUACAGCACUGGAAUAUGGUGCUGGUAUUAGCAAUAGGGGAUUUACAUAUCCCACAUAGAUCACCUGAUCUCCCUGCCAAGUUCAAGUCCAUGCUUGUUCCUGGCAAGAUUCAACACAUCAUCUGCACUGGUAAUCUCUGUUCCAAAGAAGUACAUGACUACCUAAAAACAAUCUGUCCAGAUCUCCAUGUUGCUCGAGGAGAAUAUGAUGAAGACACGCGCUAUCCUGAGAUGAAAACCCUAACCAUUGGUCAAUUCAAACUUGGACUUUGUCAUGGUCACCAGGUUAUUCCGUGGGGGGACUUGGACUCUCUAGCCAUGCUUCAGAGACAGUUAGAUGUAGACAUCCUCGUGACUGGGCACACACAUCAAUUUACAGCAUACAAGCAUGAGGGCGGUGUUGUCAUAAACCCAGGAUCUGCCACAGGUGCAUACAGCAGCAUCACCUAUGACGUCAAUCCAAGCUUUGUUCUCAUGGAUAUUGACGGGCUUCGUGUGGUUGUCUACGUGUAUGAGCUGAUUGACGGUGAAGUCAAGGUGGAUAAGAUUGAUUUUAAGAAGACAACUGCUCCCCACUCUCCUCACUGAUGUAAAACUACUUCGCAGAUGUGCCUUUUUCCCCUGAAUCUGAGACAGAGCGACGGUGAAUCUUACACUUUUCGUUGUCUCGAUAUAGUUGUCUUGAACUGGUUAUGAUUUAUGAAAGCUUUUAGUAGAUCGACUUAGGUUUGUAACUUGGGUUUGUCAAUUGUGAGUUUAUAACCUGGCUUUGUGCUUGCUUACUUAGUUUUGACUUUGAGUUCUUCAAAUUCUUCUUGUCUGGUUUAUAUGCAGCAUCUGCACUGUAGUGACAUUUUACGCUGUUUAAGUAGUGCUACGUUGCGAUGGUCCAUUUUUCUUAGUCGUGGAUUGUAGAAGAGCACUUGUGCAUCCUGUUGCAUGGCAGCAUGGAGCAUCGUAUACGUGGGCAUGUGAUGUGUAACAGAUUUGCUGGUUAAAAGAAAAUGAAUGUAAAUUUUGUGCAAAA